Maniola jurtina (meadow brown) is the source of this 2362-nucleotide messenger RNA. RefSeq names its product LIM/homeobox protein Lhx3 (gene Lim3). The record is from RefSeq and is a predicted model, not a curated record. Lineage: Eukaryota; Metazoa; Arthropoda; Insecta; Lepidoptera; Nymphalidae. The transcript is spliced from 7 exons. Gene Ontology annotation, cellular component: nucleus. Gene Ontology annotation, biological process: neuron differentiation; regulation of transcription by RNA polymerase II. The coding region runs from base 177 to 1391 and encodes 404 amino acids. Gene Ontology annotation, molecular function: RNA polymerase II transcription regulatory region sequence-specific DNA binding; DNA-binding transcription factor activity, RNA polymerase II-specific.
GCGUGGGCGGCGCUGCCACGUGGCUCAGGCUCUCAUCCGCCGCGACGCCCGCUGCAUUUCUAACACGCUUCAUACAAAAUGAAAAGGCGCUCGCACUCCACGUUUAGCGUAUCGUUACGGAAUGCUGUGGUGUAAAUUUAAACAAUUGGUUUGUGAUCAUCGGACAAAGUGGAUACAUGGAAUUGGGUUUCUGUGAGGUUGAUGUUGGGAGGGAGCGGCGUGACUCCAUGGACCCAUCACUUGAAGCUAUGCAUCCUCUUGAUCCGCCUCCGCCUGACGUACUUCUUGCAUUGUUAGCCAGAAAUAAAGCUCUUGAAGCUAGUAUUCCAAAGUGCGGGGGAUGUCAUGAGAUGAUAGUCGACCGGUAUGUGCUGAAAGUUUCCGACCGAACGUGGCACGCGGGCUGUUUGCGGUGCGUCGAGUGCCGAGCCAUGCUGUCUGGCAAGUGCUUCGCUAGGAACAACCAGCUCUACUGCACUGAGGACUUCUUCAAUCCCAGGCGCUUCGGCACGAAGUGUGCGGGCUGCGGGCAAGGCAUCCCGCCGACGCAGGUGGUGCGGAGAGCGCAGUCGCACGUUUAUCACCUCAGGUGCUUUGCGUGCGCCGCGUGCGCGAGGACCUUGAACACGGGAGACGAGUUCUACCUCAUGGAGGACGGCAAGCUCGUUUGUAAGCCUGACUAUGAAGCGGCGAGAGCGAAAGGUGAUUUGUCUGUCGCAGGUGAGGGCUCCUUAGACGGGGACGCCGCAAGCAAACGACCGCGAACCACGAUAACUGCCAAGCAGCUAGAAACACUCAAAAGCGCGUACAGCAGUAGUCCGAAGCCAGCGCGGCACGUGCGAGAGCAGCUGGCCCAGGAUACCGGCCUCGACAUGCGCGUCGUUCAAGUCUGGUUUCAGAAUAGGAGAGCAAAAGAGAAGCGACUGAAGAAGGACGCAGGCCGAACACGCUGGUCGCAAUAUUUCAGGUCCAUGAAAGGUGGAGGCAGCGGCUCGCCCAGACACGACCGACUUCUCGACAAAGACGAGCUGAAAAUUGAUUUGGAUUCCUUCAGCCAUCAUGAGCUAAGCAACGACAGCUACAGCACAGCGGCGCUCGGAGGCGAAGAAGGUUCGCCCGCAGGUGGCGCGGCGGGGACGCGGUUUGGAGCCACGCCGCCGUACCUGCGCGCGCACUCGCCGCCGCACGCACACUACCACUACCCGCCAGACCACCUCGUCUACACCAACAUUGGUCAAGCAAUGAGCGGCGCUGGACUUGCAGGAGCAGGCGGUGCAUCCGACAUGAGCAGCUCGUCUUCGCCGGCCGCGGGAGGGUACCCUGACUUUCCUCCUUCACCAGACUCUUGGUUAGGAGAGCCGCACCACUACUCCCCGCGAGGCUAUCCCUAGCGGCGGCCGCCUCCGGCGCACGCGCAGCCCGCGCCCCCGCCGCUCCCCGCACCCUGCCCCGCUCACGUGCUCGCCGUGCAGCCACUUGAACUCGUAGUGAAACGAGAGCUGUGAUUGAUAAACGAGUAACAUCAUCGUUUAUUACAAAAUACACAGACAGAAACACAAUAUUAUAUAAGUACAGUGUAAAUAGAACCUAAACUAAUCUAUUUUGAUCAAUUAAAAAUAUUUAUCUAAUAACAGUUAAAACGACCGGUCAGUGUGCUCUAACAUGGUCCAUUUGCAAACGAAAUUAAUGCAUAACUUUCCAAUUGUUAGGGAUAUUAUAGUUAUACUAUCAUGGCCGUGGGAGAUUUGAAUAUAAUUCCACUGGUGAUUACUGAUUCCGCCUUAUAUUCAUCUUUAACAGACAUCCUCAUGUUUUAACAGAGCGUUUAGAAAUAACUAAACUCUAUUGCAUUCCAUUCUCUAUUAGAGUACCAGCGUAGUGGCGGUAUUAGGGUGAAGACGCAAAUAGGAGAAGACUUUGAAUAUAAUUAUAUUAACAAAGCUUUGAAAUUUGUAAAUAUCUUACUAAAGUAAUUGAUUGCACAAGAUUGUAUCCAGGAUGCAAUGUAAGUAAUGUAUAAAGUUUUAAAAUUAAAAUAAUUUUGACUGUAAACCGAAAGAAUGAUUCGAUGAUCCAAGCAAAAGAUAUGUUAUGUUUUGAUGAUGAUACUUAAUGAUUGUAAUAAUUACAAAUAUUUUGAAUUAGACGUUACAUCAAAAUAUAUUAUUAUUAUUUGAAUGCUAUAUAAUAUUAUAUGUUUGUGUAAUCGUAAAUAUAAUAUUUCUGUACAUAAAAUGAAUGUAAUUAUUACUUAGAAUAGGUACUUCACGUAUAAAUAAGGCCAUAGUGAUAUCAUACUUUGUGCAAAAAAAAUCUAGUCGAGAUAUAAAUGGUAUAUUAAUAAUAACACUUAAUGCGGUAA